AUGCCGAUCCACCUCAACCCGGUCUCCAAAAUCCCGCCCUCAGAAGCCACAAAUCACGAAUCCGACGUGUACCUCCUGCCGGCCAUCAGUACCAUCCACUUCUACGCCCUCCUCUGUACCAAGCUCCACCAGACGCUCUACCCCGGACCAAAGUCCACUCAUCCCGGCAUCAUCGAGGCCAAUCUGCAGCGCAAUCGGAAAGCAUUAUUGGAUGAUCCCGAGUACCAGAUCACGACGUGCGUGGGCUGCCAUGACCCAGAGGUGGGAGAGGAGUGGAACGUUGUUGGCUUUGUGAAGUAUCUUGUCAAGGAGGGUCGGCGGGGUAACGCAACGGCUGGCAAGCAGGUCGCGAAUGGGGAAGGUCAAGGUCAAGAAGAGCCCGUUGGCGUCCCUGGCCCUCCGCCUGCUGAGGUACCAAAACUGGAGGAGAAACGCGUCUGGCCCGAGGGCACGCACACGGCGCUAGUGGAACACUUAUGGCCGAAGCUACUGGCCGUACGCCAGAAAUACGACAAAGAGCUGCAAGAUUAUAUAUUCGUGGAUAUAUUAGGUACGGAUCCUAGCUGGCAGCGGCAAGGAGUGGGGAAGCUGUUGAUGGAGGAUGAGGUAUGUAAAGUUGCAGACCAGAAGGGAAUACCGGUAUGGUUGGAGGCGACGCAGGAAGGCAGGGGCUUGUAUGAGAAGCUGGGUUUCAUGGAGAAGGAGAAGAUUUGGGUUGAUCUGGGCAGGUGGGAGAAUGGGCAAGACAAGGGAGAAGAUUGGAGAGGGGACGGCAAGGGAAAGGAAGGUGAGGGUGAGGGAUGGUAUGUGUUGGUGAUCAUGGUGAGAGAGGCACGGGCGAGCAAUGGGGUUUGA
This is a messenger RNA of Cyphellophora attinorum, 855 nucleotides long. RefSeq lists its product as uncharacterized. The coding region runs from base 1 to 855 and encodes 284 amino acids. The transcript has a single exon. Gene Ontology annotation, molecular function: acyltransferase activity, transferring groups other than amino-acyl groups. The record is from RefSeq and is a predicted model, not a curated record. Lineage: Eukaryota; Fungi; Ascomycota; Eurotiomycetes; Chaetothyriales; Cyphellophoraceae.